CUGUUCUAUUGACAUCGCUUUUUAUUUACUGUUUGGCCGAGGAAAACCAACUACGCUAUUUGGAUUUUUUUAAAUUGAAGUUCAGGUUUGGGUAAAGGCCUCUGAAACCUCUUUUAUAAUUCCUUGAAAUAAUCUGCUUGUGUUUUUUAUUUAUAAGAGUCUUUUCUGCAAAGGAAAGGGCAUGGGCCUGAUAAUAGUAGAGAUAGUGCCUCUGACCAGAACCGAAGUAGUCAAAAGUGACUCUUCUCAUAGGGUAGUUAAUGUGCUGGGUAAACAAACUGGGAAAUAGGGAAGUAAUUUUCACUCUUUUCAGUUAUAGGAAUUGAACAAUAAUAGGUAAAACUUUCAGACUGAGGUAUGAUUUCUUUUUUCCUGUUUAACAUUGUCACUUGAAGGCACGAUGUGGGUUAAACAUCAAACAUUCUGUUAUUAAUAGCCUAAAACCCAAACAAAAGUUUCUGUUUAAGAAAAACCUGGCUUCUUUGCAGGGAUUCCAUAUUUUCUCUCUGUCAUCUGGAACAAAGUCACUUCCACUUUUUUUUGCAAACAAUGUAUAGGUAAAUCAAUUUAAUUCUUCAUUUGUCCCGUGAUAAAACAAGAACACAAUGUUUGUGAAAACACUGUGGAGAAGACUUCGUUUUUGCUUUCAAUUGGAAUUAAAACAUUAAGUAAAGCAACCACGUAUAUCAGUCUUAGAUCUAGUUGUACUUGAGGAAAACUUAAACUUGGGGAUCAAAUUUGAUCUGAUGACAAUGCCCUUUCAAUAUUAUGAUUGCACCUUUGAUACAGAGUCAGAGCUCACCCCUCUUGAAUCUGCAAUCGGUGUGCUGGAGCUGAUUGAGAGAGAAUUCCCUGUGUCUGAGGUGGCAAUGGAAUCUGUUAGAAAAAUGGUGAAGCAAGCUGCUGUUAUCAUUUGUAUUAAAAAGAGAGAGUUUGAUAAAGCCUCAAAAAUUCUGAAAAAAACCAUGGCAAAGGAUCCCAGCACCCAGAAACUGAGGACAGAGUUGCUCAGCAUUAUCCGUGAGAAGAAUUUGUCUCAUACGAUGAUCCGAAAUUUUUCCUACAAGACUUUUCAGCAGAGUGCGUUCCAGUUCUUGGAGACCUACCUGGAGGAUUCAGAGCCCUUUCUCUUGACAAUGGCGAAAAAGACUUUGAAUUCAGAAUAUAUUGGUGAAACUAAGAAGCUGGCAUUCGUUCCAGAGCCUGUGGAAGUAGCUAAGCAACCACCAGUGGUCGCUCCAGACAGUGUGGAAGUAGCUAAGCAACCACCAGCGGUCGCUCCAGACAGUGUGGAAGUAGCUAAGCAACCACCAGCGGUCGCUCCAGACAGUGUGGAAGUAGCUAAGCAACCACCAGCGGUCGCUCCAGACAGUGUGGAAGUAGCUAAGCAACCACCAGCGGUCGCUCCAGACAGUGUGGAAAUGUCUUCAAAUGACUUUGAGAGGCAGCCGCCUGGAACUGUAACCACAUAUGGGAUUUCUGCUCUGAGAGAAGCUUUCAAGACCUUGUCAAAUUCCCAAGAUUCUGAUGCAGCCUUUACCAAACUGGAUGAAACAGACUUUUCUUUCCCCAAGCAAUUGUCCCCUUCUGUAUCCCACAGACUCAAGAGGCAGAGAGAAGAGGAGAAUCCACCCUUGGAGACCUCAGACAUACCUAAAUCACCUCCAAAGAGUAAACGCUUGUUCACUAUAAGCAGACUGAUUAUGGAGCAGGACAGCCAGAGCACUGAGCUGAGUGAGACGCCAGACUCAUCCCAGGAGCCAGUGGUAUCUUCUGCAUUCAGGACUCUUGUUCAAAAGCCACAUGUUCAGCGUGUAUCUUCCAGAAGUCCCAAGCCACUGAAAGCAAGAUGGAACACCUCGAACGGGCAAGAAGAAAAGGACACAUGGAGUGAGGAAGAUGAGCUCUUCCUGGACAAGAAGUCCCCUGGGAGAAAUAGCCACAGCUCUUCAAUCCUCGGUUCCAAGAAACAGAGGUGGACAGUACAGGAAAGCGAGUGGAUCAGAGAAGGAGUGAAGAAGUUUGGAGAAGGGAACUGGAAAAUCAUUUGCAAAAAGUUCCCCUUUGAGAACCGCACCUCGGUGAUGAUUAAGGAUCGCUGGCGGACUAUGAAAAAGCUGGGACUCCACUGAAAACAGCAGUUGAGAACUCUUAGAGUGACACUUGCUCUCAUUUCUCUCCAAAAGAUGGACCAAAGCAACAACUGCCAUGGGAGGAGGCUUGUAGUCCCCUUCCUAGCAAUGUGAUAGGAACGAUGUGGAGACUUGUUAUGGCUGCUUGGGAGAGCUGAAUGCUACAGCUGGAAGAAGCAAAGUUUGACUAGAGCUUGUGAAACCUUCCUAGUUCUUGUAUUUAGCUGGAGUCACUAAAUUUAGGUCUUUGUCUGUCAACAGAAGCAACCCAGCCUGAGUAACUAUGGAAAUAGGCUAGUAAAGGUGCUACAAUGCUGACAUGUUGUAUAUGUUCAGAAACAGCGAGGACUCUGGCAGCCUUUGCCCUGUGAGCAUUCGAGCUGGAACCUGAGUGGCCUGUAGCCGGGUCGCAGCUUUCUCUACUCCGAGGCUGGUUGAAUGGCAGGGUAAUCCUGUCACCGACUGUUUUAUCUAUAGUCAUUUUCUUCAACCGAUUGUGAAUCACUUGGCUGAUCGGCUUUCUCCAUCUGCCCCUCCCAGAGGGGCAAGCAGCAGUGUAGGCUGAGCUGUUGCUGAGUUGCCCCGGCAGAAGUAUGGUUUCUUGGCAAGGGGACUGGCGUUGGGUUCCACAUUUCUCUGCUUUGUACAUUUUUAUAUUGAGUGGGGAUUUCUUCCUCCACGUUUUUUUGAUGCUUUAAAAUAGAUGUUUUGUUUUGUCUUUGUGCUCAUUAGUUUCUAGAAUGUUUGGAGCCAGAUGUCAUCAAGUUAAAAGUUAGUGUUCA
This is a messenger RNA of Chrysemys picta bellii (western painted turtle), 2914 nucleotides long. It is a transcript of the gene TERF2, whose product is annotated as telomeric repeat binding factor 2. Gene Ontology annotation, cellular component: chromosome, telomeric region; shelterin complex; nucleus. Gene Ontology annotation, molecular function: double-stranded telomeric DNA binding; G-rich strand telomeric DNA binding; telomerase activity. The record is from RefSeq and is a predicted model, not a curated record. Lineage: Eukaryota; Metazoa; Chordata; Testudines; Emydidae. Gene Ontology annotation, biological process: telomeric D-loop disassembly; protein localization to chromosome, telomeric region; protection from non-homologous end joining at telomere.